AUGUUCCUCAAGCGGGUUCUUGUUGGUCUCGGGGUGCUUGAGGGUCUGGCUGCGGCUGUCGACCUUGACCCCACGCCGAUGAUUGUCAACAAUGCCCAGUACGAGCUGCACUGUGGAGCAGGCAGUGACCCCAACUAUCCGUGCUUCACCUUCAUCGGCGGAGACCUCAGGGAUGUUCGUGCCGAGAUGUAUAUUGAGGGUGACGCUGUUGGUGACAAUGCACCCACCACCGACUUCCUGGUCAAGGACGAUCAGAUGCAAGACUUUACUACUACGGAUCCCAACAAGAGCUUCUCGAUCUAUUGGGUUGAUUUCGACGUUUCGGUGCUCUAA
Messenger RNA from Moesziomyces aphidis, 333 nucleotides. NCBI's taxonomy places the organism in Eukaryota, Fungi, Basidiomycota, Ustilaginomycetes, Ustilaginales, Ustilaginaceae. The record is from the annotation of a GenBank genome assembly.